Messenger RNA from Cydia fagiglandana, 2540 nucleotides. RefSeq lists its product as uncharacterized. Bases 312 to 1622 code for a protein of 436 amino acids. The transcript is spliced from 5 exons. NCBI's taxonomy places the organism in Eukaryota, Metazoa, Arthropoda, Insecta, Lepidoptera, Tortricidae. The record is from RefSeq and is a predicted model, not a curated record.
AACAAAACGAUUGUCGAUGGUUCUUGUCAGUCUCAUAUCGCUACCGUGGCGCAAGCACGCGAAGAAGUGUUUUUUAAUCCAAAUUUUAAGUCGCGUUUUAAAACGCAUUCGCAUGAAACGGAACGUCUUCGUCAUUCGAAAUUAAAAAAAAGUGUUUUAAAAGUUUUUGUAUUUUUAAAAGUGUUGAUGAUACGAGUACAUAUAAUACUUUGUUUCUAAUUGGAUGUUACAAACAGACAUGCCGUCCUGACGUUUAGAAGCUGCGAGUGAUAUAGCAAACAUACUUACACGACAUGUAAACAAACGUCACAAUGCUCCUAACCAUCUGCAAAUCAUGCCAGUACUGCCUGGAGACGAUGUACUGGAAAUGCUGCGAGGAAAAGUUCUGCUUUGACAAGAAAAUCGCCGCUUACAAACUAGACGAUGACCGUCCGAAUGCAUACUCGAACGGCUACGCAAACAUGGGCGCGAGCCUGGACAGCGUAGUCACAGAGCAGCCCAUCAACAACAACCACCUGCAGCAGAGAGACAUCAUCGGACGACAGCUCAACGAGCUGCCUAUACAUGCUGACAAACUGUAUGAGGUAUUCUCCAAAUCUAUGAUAUUUAGAGACGACCACGAAUUAAAAUCCAAAGGCAGCAACGACUCUCUCGACGAACUUGAAACUAAAUCAGAACCAGACUACUUAGACAGACCAAAUAGAACCAAAGUAUAUUUCGAAGAUGAAGUGGAUUCUCCUGUCACUGACUUUGAAAUUAUGUUCAAAGAUGAACUACUAGCAGGUCACGACAUGUUCAAAAUUGAGGAAGAAGAAGAAAGUGAUAGUAAAAGCCAAGAUACUGAAGAGGGCCUAGUUAUGAAUGUAGAAGUAAAGAAACAAGAUGUAAUAAAACCUACUACAGUGACAGUCAAAGAUGAAUCCAAGAUAACGACUCAGAGUUCCAUUUAUAAGUACGAUCCCGUGUCAGUUGUGGCUUUACCAUCUUCACUGUCUUUACCAAGAGUUGAAAGCGUUAAGGGAAUCCUAAGAUUAAAAGGCGACAGUAUGCCUAGAAGUUUCAGUGCCAGGGCUUUGGAAAGAGUAGACAGUGGCAGUAAAUUAACAAGACCAAGUCUUAAUAGAGUAGAGAGCUUGAAAAAUAUAGACCCUAUGAAAAUGAACAAAGUAUUAUCACGAGUGCCACACAGAAGUGCAUCUUUCUUAAAUAUACCAGAACAUUUAAUACCAGAAAAGCCACCGUUGACAAAGAGUAAGUCUACAAUAGGUGUGACGUCUUUAGACCAAGAAGUUAAACUAGGAAGGUUGCCGGACACGCCAAUAAUAAGGAGUAAUAAUCUGCCGAGAUUCUUCGCCGAUAGUCCUUCACUUCCAGAAUAUAAGGGCGAUACUAGCUUGCAAAGCAUUAAACAGAAAUCUGCACUGAUGCUGCAAGAAGAUUAUAGUAUGCCAAGGUACUACGGUGCAGCAUCACCAAUGGAAAUAGCGCCAGUCCAUGAAAGCAAGUCUAUGCCUGAUUUGAGGAACCCCACUUCUACUGGUAAAGUUAGUAAAAGGUUAGUGAAAUUAAGGAGCAGGUUGAAACCUCUAGUUAUCAGAAAGAAUUCGGAUGAGAAGUUAUAGUUACAAAUAAUUUGAGAAGAGCUACUUCUUAUAUACUUCGCUUUUUAAUUUAUUCUUGGAAGUUGUUCAAUUUGUAAUGUUAUGAAGUUUAGUGAUGAUAUAAUAUAUUUGAUGUUAAACUAGAAGAACGAACAUAAGGAUCAAUUAGUCUAGACAAUAAUAUAAUAUACUGUAACCAAAUUGUGAUGAAUGAGAAUGAUUGUGAUUUCUACAGUAGGAUAGUAUUAAUUUUAAUUUAUGUUGAACCUGCACUGGUGGCCAUUUUCAAUAAUUUGUGCAAUUUUAUUAUUUAUUUAUGUAGGUAUUGGAAAACCAUUUCCCGAUUGUUUGCUAAACAAAAUAUGGAACUGUGUAAAAUUAAAAAUGUAUCUAUAGUAGGAUAAAGUCAAAUGGAGAGAGUUACACCGACAAGUGUCUAACUCUUAAAACGACCACGAUCUAUAGGUAGUUGCUAUAACCCUUUUAAGUUACCUUUAUUUUUGUAAGACUAGCAUUUUGUAAGUACUUACAGUUACUAGUUUUGUCACAAAUAAAUUUCAUAUUUUAUAGAAAAUAUUGAAAAGAACAUUUUAAUUUUAUUAGGAUUACCUUGAUCAGUAUUUAUUGCUCAAAACUUAAGUACCUUGAUAAAUGAAACUGAAAUACUUAAUUUGGUUAUAUGUAACAACAAAUUAUUUUCUUGUAGGUGAUCCGUUUUAUUUUAGUAUAAUUUAUCUACUUUAAUAUUUGGUGCCGAGAUAAUUCGAACAGAGUAUCUAUUUACUUUUUUUAUUAAACAAAUAAUUUAAAUAUCAAAACAAUGGAAGAAUUUUGGAGUUUUUUUAGUUAUUAAUAUUUUUUGAUGAAUAUUGUUAUGUAAAUUACAAAUAAAUAACUUUUUAAAUAAAUAAUUCUACGUAAUGUUCAUGCUCCAUAUAA